Echinostoma caproni is the source of this 1290-nucleotide messenger RNA. The record is from the annotation of a GenBank genome assembly. NCBI's taxonomy places the organism in Eukaryota, Metazoa, Platyhelminthes, Trematoda, Plagiorchiida, Echinostomatidae.
GAAUUUGUUUAUUUUUCUUUUGAAGUUCUCGCACUUGUCAAGUCUGCUCAACAACAGCAUGGUCUCCGUCAUGGUGAUUACCAACGCUAUCAUCAGUACAUCACAAGAAAGCUACGGCGCAUGCGUAAAUCCUUACAUUUUCAGCAAGGUAAUCGAUCCAAAGUAAUUCCAAAGAAGCUGACCCCGGAUUUGGUCACUGAUCCCCGGUUUAUCACACUCAAACUAUUCGAAAUUGAACGGUCUUGGGCCUACGCGAUGCAACUGAAAACGGAAUCUAACAGCGAGUUGAGAAAGCGGUUCCAGAUGAUCUCACGUCUUCGUCGGGCUGUGGUGCGCGGGAAUCAGCUUUCGGAAUUAAUGAACGAGUUACCUAUGUUGGAUGCGCAAACCAAAUUGGAACUUCGAGCGUACAUUCAGUGGAUUCACGGCAUACUUGCGUUUGAGUUACAGGAUUGGAUCAAAGCCAAAGAAUAUUUGGAAUCUACCCAGGCUAUUUAUACCGGUUUGUUACAAACUAUCGAAGAGGACAACCGAGCCAUCUACACGGCCCGAAUGGAUGAUAUUUUACCGCAAAUUCACUACUGUGCGUACAAUAUCGGGGAUAAAUCGGCCGCGUCUGAUUUGCAACGAAUGCGUGCGCAGACCACAGCAGAAUCCGGUGGAUUUGCCGAAUUACAAUUGGAUCAGUUGUUAAGUCAAGCUCGAGCCACUCAGGCCGGUCAGGUGACUGAGGCCCAAUGGCUCGGUCGGACUAUUCCGGUCAAGUUGGAGAAAGCCAAAAUGGCCAUAUUAAUGGUCAAGGAGGCAGAACAAGACCUGAAAAACGCCCAAGGUCAUACGGAGCAAUUGUCCAUCUACGAGUCUGUGCUCAAAUCGUGUGUAGAUGCGAUUAGCGCUGUCCGCGAUGAAUUACGUGCCGUGUCCACGGUGGACAGUAGUGUGACCGGGACCGGGGACAAGAAAAUCGCAUCGACCAUUUCAUCAGACAAGGUCUCCCGGCUACAAAUGCUUCACAACUAUUUGCAAUAUCUCAAAUUGUACAACACCAUUGAACGCACCCUGGUGCACAUCGAUAUGGCUCUUUCGACGGCCAGUCAACAAACCACCGGUCAAAUACGUGACGGUCUGGGCACCAGUGCGUACGCAAAACCCCAGGAAUUGGCUCGUCUAUACGAUACGUUGGUGCAAAAUUUCCAAGAAAUGAUUAGUCUGCCUGGUACAAUACAAGACCACGCCGGACUACGGACGUUGUUACAAGCCAAACUGCUGGCCUAUCGAAGUUACCGGUAA